AUGGAAGAUGAGCCCAUUCAAUACGGCCGGGUUCAAAUCCCCCACGGCUUUCCCAAGGAAGAGGAUUACAAUCCACCGCCUGCUCCUUCGCCCUAUUACGACUUGUGGUUACUUCCAGACCCUCCGCAUGAUGCAAAAGUUUGUUUCAACCGCGCAUGGACGGCCUUUGAAAAUGAUCGCGCAUUGUCCAGAGGCGUUUUGGAGACUCUUGCGAAACACCACUUCUGGGGUAUCGACUGGCACCAUACCGACAGAAUGAAGAAAAGUGUCAUUCUUAAGGGCCUUUGGAAGCUUUUCUACCAUAUGCCGGAACGUAACCGGCCUCAGACCUUGGGCGAGCUGGUUGAUCUUGGCCGGGAUGCUGGCCCUCGACUCUUAGGAUACGAACCACGCACUCCAGACCCUAACAAUUUGCAAUACGCCUCGGGAGAUAGGCUAAAUAGGGCCUUUAACGAUGCAACAGGAGCCGCUAGGCCUAUAGCUCCACCCCAGCCUGUCAGUAUCCAACACCCCCGUAUGCCUCCUGCGAUGCAGGAUGGUGGUAGUUACGACCCACCAUUCUGUAUGCCGGAGGAUGCAAAAAAACUUGGUUUACGUCCAAGUCAUGUUCGGCAGUAUCUUUUCCCGCUAUACAAGAUGAUGCUUCCCGAACAUCCCUGGACUCCCCUAGACCCCGAGAAUAUUCCAGAGGUGAAGCGCGAAGCUCCAGUGCGGCGAGAGGUGCUGAUUUCACGGAUCCAACAAACCUCAGAGGUCAAUGAAUUUGAUAUCCCAAGACUGAGUGAUGGCAAUCCUCCUUCUAGUAAUUUCCCGCCACUUCCCAGACCAAGUUACGCUACCGAAAAAGAAGUCAAUGUAGCGAUUGUGGAGGCUUUGAUGAAACUCACUUACCAUGAGCUUCAGCGGCAUGAGACUGCACCAACCCGUGGCAUGGCACCAUUCUUCCUUGCUGAAAACUCCGCAGAUUUAGACAUUAUCCAGGUUUAUAUGGGGUCUAGGGUUUCCGAGGUGAACAUUGACCUCGAAACCCUUGAGAUUAGUGCCUUCGGGACGGUAUGCCAAUAUAGGGGUCAAGGCCCGGUGAUGGGAUCUGUACCUUCUGCGUCCAUUGACACCGUCAUUGUUGUGGGAAUGUUAACCGAAGUCGGCUGCACUGCCAUAGAUCGUUAUGGGGGGCGACAUCAAUUUUUUGAUGACGUUGAGAUGGCCUUCAUCGAGGUGACUAACAUGAACUGGGAUUGCAUGAGUGCUGAACUCUCCGCGGAGCUUCGCGAUUCCUUCUUCCGAAAGCUACACACCAAUUAUCCCGCCUUUGGAAUGGGGCAAACUAUCCCUCCUUGGGCGGCAUGGGCGAAGCUGACGAGAAACUUUGCGCAAUUUCAAUACACAUUUCAAGAUCGCUCUCAUUACUGUGCGUGCGAAGGCAAGGCCUACGAGGACAGCCCUGUCACCAUUGGCAACUGCCUUUUACCCCCUUUUCAGCCAGAGGACCGCAAUGGUGUUACUCCAGGUGCUCUGGUUAGUCGGAAAUUAGGGGUUGAACAUAAAUGGGGCUGUGAAAUAUGUAACUUGACAAGGGGCGAAGGAAGUAUCACUGAACGGACUAUAACCAGACUUCCGCCCCGGCUGUCCUUGUUGACCAACUCUGAAACGCGCCUUGUUGAUCACACGGCUGAAUUCACUUUCGAAUAUCGCGGUUCGAAUGGCAUGAUUGAGGAGGCCAGGUAUCGAUGGCUUGGGGGAAUCUAUCACUGCGAUGGACGGCUUCGGGUUUAUUGGACCGACGGGGAGCCAGGUCAUACAGAUCCUAGGACUAUGCGUGGAUAUGACCCCAUCAGUAAAGAAGGCAUUAUUGCCGGGUCGAUUCCCUCAGCCAGCAAUGGUCGAAUUCCAUCUGACUGGCUACAGUCAACUAUCCCACUGCUGAUCUAUGAGAGAGUCAUCGAUCCGCCCAAGACAAGUUUGCUUUUCUGGGGAGCCCACAUCACGCAUAUGCUGAAGAAUAUCAAUGAAGGGCGGCCUGCUCUCCAUUCUCAUACCCUGCCUGUUCGUCGACGCCAUCUUCCAACUAAAAUGCACAAUGAUCGCCGAUUGCCUAGCCUCGGUGAUCGGUGCUUCGAAGUUCGUCGGCCGGAUCCAGGGACCCAGCUCGAACUGAAUCCUUCGAUCGGAAAUUCAGAAUUCAAUCUCUAUUCUUUGAUGAAGGUGAACCCAUUCCACUCGGUCAUCCCGAUUCUCUUUCAAGCUGUAGCCAAGUACCCUUUGCCAAAAAUGCCUCCGGGUGUCGCGCCAGAAUUGCCAGUCUACCCCUUGCCUAUUCCCGACGAAACCUUCGACUCGUUAUUGAGUAGUCCGGAUAUUUACUUUCAGAAUCCGCAAACAUGGUCAUUGGGCCCUAUGGAGGUACGAGAGCGCAGUGCUGAUCCCAAAGAUGAGGAAGAUUGGGCAGGUUUACAAGAUUGGCUUGAGUACGGCGAGCAGCCCCCAGCGUCACUAGUUCCACAAGCCCCACAAGGCAGGGGAGGAAAAGAAAAUGAUACACAAGUAGACAAGUUGGCGGAAGCACAACAGGCAGAAACAGAAGCCAAAGAGAAGGCACAAAAAAUGGCACAGGAGAUGUGGUUGCAGUGGAUCAACUUCAGCCCGACUCAGUCUCGGAAAUCCAGCACGGACAGUAAUAAAUACGUUCAGCCUCAAGAGAGCAAUAAAACACAUAUAGGUGGGACCUCGGUCGUACCCCGUUCAAGGAGAAGAGGAGGAGAGGAUGCAAGGGUUCAGCAAAGAGGGACCAAAGGCCACGGAAAGAAGAGGUGA
Penicillium manginii is the source of this 2814-nucleotide messenger RNA. RefSeq lists its product as uncharacterized. Lineage: Eukaryota; Fungi; Ascomycota; Eurotiomycetes; Eurotiales; Aspergillaceae. The record is from RefSeq and is a predicted model, not a curated record. The transcript has a single exon. Bases 1 to 2814 code for a protein of 937 amino acids.